AAGUUCCCCUUUCAGCCAGGCAAGAAGCACUCACUGAAAGCUGAGAGGAAAUGACAUGAGCGGCCAAAGCAUGCCACCCACCCUUUCCAACACACACCCAACCCCUGUGCCCUCCCAAGACAAGAGCCCCAUUUCGGGGUGGAGUUUCCCGGCCUGGGUGUGGUCCGGGAAGCGAGCCAAGGCGCUGAUUACAUUCAGCUGCUGUGCAAGUUGUGGCCACCGCUUUUCACCGAUCCGGAGAAAGAUAUUCCGCGAUCUUCCCGAUUUCCAUUCGCUUUGCUCUCUCCGCCUCCUCAGACUUCCUCCAUUUCAGUGACAUUCCGCACAGUCCAUGUGGUCAGCGGCACCAGCCACGAGGCAGAUCUAGCAGGAGGGGCGAGUCUGCGUCAGAAAUAUGGGCCUGCUUCAGCUGCUGAAGUCCCAGUUCCUUUGCCACCUGGUCAUCUGCUAUGUGUUCCUGGUCAGCGGCCUCAUCAUCAACUUCCUUCAGAUCUGCACGCUGCCCCUCUGGCCAAUCAACAAGCAGCUGGCCCGCAGGAUCAACUGCAGGCUGGGCUACUCCAUCGCCAGCCAAAUGGUGGCACUGCUGGAGUGGUGGUCAGGCACAGAGUGCACACUCUACACUGACCCCGAGAGCUACCCGCUGUACGGCAAAGAGAACGCCAUUGUUGUGCUCAACCACAACUUUGAGAUCGACUUUCUGUGUGGCUGGACCUUCUGUGAGAGAUUUGGCGUCCUGGGGAGCUCCAAAGUGCUGGCCAAGAAGGAGCUGGCAUAUGUUCCUCUGAUUGGCUGGAUGUGGUACUUCCUGGAGAUUGUGUUCUGUAAGAGGAAGUGGGAGGAGGAUCGCAGGACAGUGGCGAAAAGUCUUCAGAACCUGCGGGACUACCCAGAAAACUACUGGUUCCUGCUGCACUGUGAGGGGACACGCUUCACGGAGAAGAAGCAUCAGAUCAGCAUGCAGGUGGCAGAGAGCAAGGGCCUGCCCAAACUGAAGUACCACCUCCUGCCCCGCACCAAGGGCUUCUGCAUCACCGUCGAGAACCUCAGAGGAACAGUUACCGCUGUGUACGAUUCUACACUUAAUUUCAGAAACAACGAAACUCCAACUUUGCUGGGAGUUCUCAAUGGGAAAAAAUACCAUGCCGAUUUAUACGUGAGGAGAAUUCCUCUGGACACCAUUCCAGAGGACGAGACAGAGUGUGCAGCCUGGCUUCACAAACUGUACCAGGAAAAGGAUCAGUUUCAGGAGCAGUAUUCCCAGACAGGGCGUUUCCCAGGCCCCAUAGUAAGCCCACCGCGCCGGCCUUGGGCCCUCCUUAACUGGCUUUUCUGGGCCUGCCUGCUGCUCUACCCGCUGGGCGUGCUGCUGGUCCAGGUGGUUAGUGCCGGCUCCUCCCUCACCAUCGUCAGCACUGUGGCACUCUGCGUGGCAGCCUCUGUCGGCGUCCGCUGGAUGAUUGGACAGACAGAGAUUGACAAGGGCUCCAGCUAUGGGAACAAAGAUGUCCCUCUUAACAACAACUGAAGACUCUAAAGACAACAGCAGCCAACCUAAAAAAAAAGACUGUUCCACAUGGAGCUGGAACAGUUUACAAAUAACAGACUAUGCAGCUACUUGGAGACAGAAGAGGAUAUGAAAGCAACUGAGAAAAUGGUGGCAAUGUUAACAGCCAGCCAGAGGGGUCCUCAGAGGGCUAUUCUGAAUAGAUCAGAAUGGUUCUGAACUGGACUAUGGAUUCAGUUAGCUGAACUCAGUUAUCCUCCUCAGGUUCAAGAACCUGUUUAACACAGUUCAAGUACACAGCUGGACACAUUUUACCACGGAGCCAUGUACAGCUACACAUUUGCCCAGGAAAAUGAUUAAUUGUACACUGUGGAGAGAAUUCUAAUUCCCUGUCACAGUUCUAGAUGAAAUACGUGUUUGAAUGCUUCCAUGCAGUGAUAUGCAGUACUAGUUUUACAUCAACUGAACAGGUACCUUAUUUGGACAGGCUUGUUCCAAAACGCUGUCAGUCAGCAAUCCCUGACCAAAGCACUAAGAGAUGGCAAAAAAUAAAGUGAAUGUUUUUGAGAUGUCUUGG
Messenger RNA from Megalops cyprinoides (Indo-Pacific tarpon), 2084 nucleotides. It is a transcript of the gene agpat4, whose product is annotated as 1-acylglycerol-3-phosphate O-acyltransferase 4 (lysophosphatidic acid acyltransferase, delta). The record is from RefSeq and is a predicted model, not a curated record. Gene Ontology annotation, molecular function: 1-acylglycerol-3-phosphate O-acyltransferase activity. The transcript has 9 exons. Gene Ontology annotation, cellular component: mitochondrial outer membrane; endomembrane system. Lineage: Eukaryota; Metazoa; Chordata; Actinopteri; Elopiformes; Megalopidae. The coding region runs from base 395 to 1528 and encodes 377 amino acids.